UUGCUUAUUUCUCCCUUCAGUUCUGUUAGUUUUGCUUAAGGUUAUUUUGAAGCUCUGAUAUUAGGUGCAUAGAAACUUGUAAUUAGAAGAACAGGCAAGAGCAACCCUUGGGCCAACCGGAGCCUCUGCACCACUGCAUCCUGAUGUCCAACACCUACAUCUCGCCACCGUCGCCACUAUGCCCAAGAGAAAGGCUGAAGGGGAUGCUAAAGAAGAUAAAGCCAAGGUGAAGGAUGACCCACAGAGAAGGUCUGCAAGGUUAUCUGCUAAACCUGCCCCUCCAAUGCCAGAGUCCAAGCCUAAAAAGGACCCUGCAAGGAAGGGACCCAAAUUGAAAAAGCGGAAAGCUGGCAAGGAUGGGAAUCAUAAGCCUGCAGACAAUGGAGAUGCCCAAAUAGAUUAGGCAUGGAAAGCUGAUGAUGCUUGAGAUGCCAGGGGAAGUGUGUGCAUUUCUGAUAACUGUGUACUUCUGCUGAUUGUACAGCUUGAAAUACUAUUUUUUAAAUCAAGUUUUAUAAAAAUGCAGAAUUUUAUUUUACUU
Molecule: messenger RNA, 541 nt
Organism: Bubalus bubalis (water buffalo)
Lineage: Eukaryota; Metazoa; Chordata; Mammalia; Artiodactyla; Bovidae
Product: non-histone chromosomal protein HMG-17-like
Exons: 2
Coding region: 179-403 (74 amino acids)
Biological process (GO): chromatin organization
Cellular component (GO): chromatin; nucleus
Molecular function (GO): nucleosomal DNA binding
Source: RefSeq, a predicted model, not a curated record